CGACAUUUCAAUCGUCAAGAUCUACCGUCUACGCUGUUCUCUGUUUUUCCACUCUUCUCUUCUCUCCUCAGCUACGCCUACGCUGCUACUCUCAAUCUACAAAAGGGGAGAGAGAUAGGGGAAAGUGCAUAGAGAGAGAGAGAGAGAGAAUUGAAGGGAGUUUUGGAGGGAGAGAGAAUGGCGAGUGGAGGAGGAUAUGGUGAUGCGGCGGGGCAGAAGAUAGAUUAUGUGUUCAAGGUGGUGCUGAUCGGAGACUCGGCGGUGGGGAAGUCUCAGAUACUGGCUCGGUUUGCCCGGAACGAGUUUAGUCUCGAUUCAAAGGCUACCAUUGGGGUGGAGUUCCAAACUAGGACUAUGCUCAUCCAACACAAGUCCGUCAAAGCUCAGAUCUGGGACACCGCUGGCCAAGAACGAUAUAGAGCUGUUACGAGUGCCUACUACAGAGGAGCUGUGGGUGCUAUGUUAGUGUACGAUAUAACAAAACGUCAAACCUUUGAUCACAUACCUCGUUGGUUGGAAGAGCUGCGUGCUCAUGCUGAUAAGAACAUAGUGAUCAUGCUAAUCGGGAACAAAACUGAUCUGGAAGACAGGCGCGAUGUUCCCACUGAGGAUGCUAAAGAGUUUGCUCAGAAGGAAGGGUUGUUCUUCUUGGAGACGUCUGCGAUGGAAGCUAAAAACGUGGAGGAAGCAUUCAUGACGGUGCUAACAGAGAUCUUCAACAUUGUGAACAGGAAGAAUCUCGCGGCUGCUGAGAAUCAAGGGAAUGGGAACGCUGCAUCUUUAACCGGCAAGAAGAUUCUUGUGCCUGGCCCUGCGCAAGUCAUCCCAGAGAAGAAGUCUAUGUGCUGUAGUUCCUGAGGGGAUGGUAUGAUUCGUCUUCUUUUGUUUGGCAGGCUCUACGAGAUUCUGAUGAUAGCCAUUCUUCUAAUAUCUGGUUUAUUUUGAUUGUAUAUCUUAAAAUUUUAUAAUUUUUUACAUACUGGUUUUGGGAGGGGGGGAAAUGGUUACAUGUUGUUGAGUGGAUAAACUAGUUGUUACACGGGGUGACCAUAUUGGGUUUCUUCCAUUCUAGGAAGUAUUAUGUUAGUACAUUGUGGAAUGUCUUCAUAUUGUGGAUCUGUUGCCUUUAAUUUCAAGAUGAGAUUGCAGAUUGCUUUUGUUACCACUA
Molecule: messenger RNA, 1168 nt
Organism: Ipomoea triloba (trilobed morning glory)
Lineage: Eukaryota; Viridiplantae; Streptophyta; Magnoliopsida; Solanales; Convolvulaceae
Product: ras-related protein Rab11D
Exons: 2
Coding region: 178-858 (226 amino acids)
Cellular component (GO): endosome
Molecular function (GO): GTPase activity; GTP binding
Source: RefSeq, a predicted model, not a curated record